AUGGCAACUGUAUUUAUACCUCCAUCUCCUCAACCAUCGAUCGCGAUGUCAAACCGCCGGACUCCCCUGGACAACGUCCCCAAUGGCACCAACUCUCCGCAUCGAGGUACUAUUACCUCCGUGAAGCGAACACUCCCCGGUAACUGCCAGACAGAUGUGUGUUUUAUGCAGCCUCCGCCAAAGAAGCAGAUGCUUGAGAAAAAUGGAGCCGACCUGAAUAACAAAUCUCCACGAAAGCUGGCGGUGGCCAGUAGAGAAGGCAAGGUGUUUACGCGCAAGAAUACCAUUUCCCAACCUUCUGCAUUCGAAAGGAAGCUUGUUGCAGCGAGGGAUAGGGACAGGGCCAACAAUUCUCGAGGAGCCAAAUAUGAAAGGGCUGGGGGAGAGACUUUGGAUAGUAUUCGUCAGUGGCAAAAGCACUAUCGCAAGGCGUUUCCUCAGUUUGUAUUUUACUUCGAAAGUAUCCCUGAAGACGUCAGGAACAAGUGUUCAAGGCAGAUCAUGGCCCUUGGUGCUACGGAGGAGAAAUUUUUUUCUAAGGUCGUUACACAUGUAGUCACUGCCCGUCCAAUUCCGCCCGCAAUCGAUUCCCCCAAUCACACAGAGCCCUCUACUGGAGAAGCUCCAUCGAACCAACAAAAUGCGGACGGAUCCAUCCAAACUGUUGACCCGUCGCUUCUGGAGAAAAAUUUCGAAACAACUCAUCUCAAUCAUGGAAUAGGGAAGCCCAGGAAAACACCCGACAAGCGCGUCGGACAAGAGGGCGACCCAAAACGGGAUAAUAAGGAUAUUUUAUAUAGGGCAAGGCAGAUGAAUAUGAAGAUAUGGGCCCUGGAAAAAUUACAGCGUGUGAUAUCUACGAUGAACGAUGGUGAAAAUACUUCUACCCACGGCCAUUACACGCGUAGCAAUGGCACGGUAUCCGGUGCUGGAAGGGGAAGGGCAGAAACCGAUUUAUCCCAGGUUCUCCGAAACGAACGUCUGAAUGGACCUGUAGAUCGAGACACUAUUUUGGCACCAAAGGAAAUUAUUCCCUUCAAAGGUCCAUUUAUAUAUGUCCAUGAUUACGAAGAGAAGACACGACCAGUCAUGAUUCGCGAGUAUCCCAAGGUCGCCAGAGGGCAGGAUGGAGCAUGGCCACAGUUUCGGAGCGCUGCGUUGGGUAAAUGCCCAUUUAUCGAUGAGCCGCCAGCCAAAAAAAAAUCGGAGAAGCGAAAAGGUGCCGCUAAUCAGACAAAAGAUGAAAAGCCUGCUGCGAAGGAGAAAUCUACGACUACGACGGAGAUGAAGAUGAUGCAACCUCCAGAACGCUCUGUGGAGAAGCGAGCUUUGCAAGAUCCCGAGAGCCGGCAGCUUCUGGGGUCCCCCCCUAAGGACAUCACUUCAGCAAUCAGAUCUCAGAUGGUAUCCUAUGGUCAGGCAGCUGCCCCUGGAGCGAAGGCAGGAACAAGUAAGAGAAUGGCGGACAUUGCUGGUGCUCUUAAAGCGUCUAAGGCUCCAGCGACAAGAGCAGCGAAGAGUAAGGCCACUGGCAACGUCAAUCAGAUCGACGAAGACGGCACCACUCAAUCGGAAGAUGAGAUGGCUCAGAAGCUCCAUAACCCCAGUAGGAAGAAUACUAGCACGAUACGAUCGAGGCAGAAGAAGCGUGAUCCGAAGCCAGGAUACUGCGAAAAUUGUCGUGACAAGUUCGAGGAUUUUGAAGAGCACAUAAUGACGAGAAAGCAUCGCAAGUUCGCAUUGACCUCAUCGAACUGGGUUGAACUAGAUGCACUGCUUCACUCCCUCGAGCGCCCUCGCAAGCGGUACUUACCCCCGGAUGAAGAUAAUUGGUGA
Molecule: messenger RNA, 1836 nt
Organism: Histoplasma mississippiense
Lineage: Eukaryota; Fungi; Ascomycota; Eurotiomycetes; Onygenales; Ajellomycetaceae
Exons: 5
Coding region: 1-1836 (611 amino acids)
Biological process (GO): positive regulation of nuclear cell cycle DNA replication; regulation of cell cycle phase transition
Cellular component (GO): nucleus; Dbf4-dependent protein kinase complex
Molecular function (GO): protein serine/threonine kinase activator activity; zinc ion binding; nucleic acid binding
Source: RefSeq, a predicted model, not a curated record